This is a messenger RNA of Adineta steineri, 1455 nucleotides long. Lineage: Eukaryota; Metazoa; Rotifera; Eurotatoria; Adinetida; Adinetidae. The record is from the annotation of a GenBank genome assembly.
AUGGCAUCGGUUACUGCAAGUUCUCAGCCACCAAAUCUAGCAGCACUUUUAUUAACUAAACGAAAAAUUGCUGCAAAAGAUAAUCCUAAUGGUAAUGGAGCACAAGGUCAAAUAGCACCUGCUUCUAAUGCUGCUGGUUCUUAUUCAAAUGAUAAAGUACGUUAUCAUCAAGAUAUGCCACCAGCGAAUGAUUUAAAAAAGGCAACGACAUCUGUUGAGAAAACUGAACAACCAAAAGUUAGUCGAAAACCGAAACAACUUGAAGUAUCACAACUUGAUAAAAAGAUUGAUGAAAUUAAUCGUAAAACAGAAGCAAAAACAAAUGAAACUAUGGAUCAAUGGAAAAGUUAUGAUGUUGUUAAUUAUCCAAUGACACCUCAAGCACCAAACCAAAAACAAACUCCUGUUCCACCUGUAUCCCAGAAACAAAGUACAUCUCCACCUGCCCCAAAAACAAAUCCAACAUCACAAGUCAAAAAACCAGAGGAACCUGUUGCUGUACCAUCAAAACACGAACCAGUUGUUAAACAGAAACCUAUUGAGAAACAACGAUCUCCAACACCAAAAGCAGCAACUCAUAAACGUGCGACUACUCCAGAGAAACGUCGAUCUCCAACACCAAAAGCAGCAUCUCCAAAACGUGCGACUACUCCAGAGAAACGUCGAUCACCAACACCAAAAGAAACAGCUCCGAAACGUGCGCCUACUCCAGAGAAACGCCGAUCACCAACACCCAAAGCAGUAACUCAUAAACGUACUCCUACUCCAGAGAAACGCCGAUCACCAACGCCCAAAGCAGUAACGCCGAAACGUUCUCCCACUCCAGAGAAACGCCGAUCACCAACACCAAAAGCAGUAACACCGAAACGUUCUCCUACUCCAGAAAAACGCCGAUCACCAACACCAAAAGCAGUAACUCCGAAACGUUCUCCUACUCCAGAGAAAGCUCGACCAAAAUCUAGAUCACCAACGAAGAAGGAAGAACCUCGACAGCAAACUCCUGUUCGACACAAAACCAUCGAAAAGCCAUUAUCUCCGGCACCACCACCAUAUCGUCCACUUUCUCGACAGAAAACUAUUCAAAAGGAACCAACUCCUCCUCCUCGUCGAAAACCUGUCGAAAAGCAAUCAACUCUUCCUCGUAUUCCUUCUCGACAAAAAUCAAUCGAGCGGCAACCGCCUACACCUCCUCCACGUCGUUCUAAAGUUAAAUCAGAAAAUUCAUUAUAUGAAGUGAGAAGUCCUGAAGAAGUACAACGAAGAUCUGAACCACCUCCACCAAUAUCACCUAUUACAAAAAAUAUACAACCUUUUGAACAGCCAUCUACACCACCACAUCUCAAUCAUACUUUCAAACUUUUUCCAACUACAAAACCGAAGGACAUUGCAAUUACUCGAAAUGCUUAUAAAAGUAUUCAACGUAGUAUGGAUCGAUAUCGUUUCCAUGUAUGGUAA